Molecule: messenger RNA, 1416 nt
Organism: Cyanidioschyzon merolae strain 10D
Lineage: Eukaryota; Rhodophyta; Bangiophyceae; Cyanidiales; Cyanidiaceae
Product: probable phosphate transporter Pht2
Exons: 2
Coding region: 1-1416 (471 amino acids)
Biological process (GO): phosphate ion transmembrane transport
Cellular component (GO): membrane
Molecular function (GO): phosphate transmembrane transporter activity
Source: RefSeq, a predicted model, not a curated record
AUGCUUGACCUGGGUUCAACCGUUCUCGCGGUUUGCGGUGUAGCGCUAGCCGUCGGCGUCCUUUGCAUGAUGGGCGCCAACGACGUUGCGAACGUACUGGGAACUGCCUAUGGUGCUGGUGCAUUGCAUGUACCAGUGUACUCAGGGCCAGCGAGUCUUUGGGCACGAAUCAAAGGGGCAGCUCCUCUGAUCCUUUUCGCGGGAGUUUUCGAGUUCGCGGGAGCGCUCUUCGCCGGCGCGAGCGUGACCGAACACGUCAGCUCCCAACUUGUCUCUGGUGGAUCGGCUCGUCAGCGAGCUAUCGGUGCCCUGGGGUGUCUGCUGGCGAGUUUUAGCCUUGUGACGGGGAGCACUGUGGCCGCACUGCCUGUAUCUGCGUCCCACGCAACCGCUUCCGCGGUUGUUGCCAGCGGGGCGUAUCAGGUCUGGCGGCAGCGCUUUGCCAGGGUUUUGUCGAGUUCAGCUGCCUCAGGCCAACCGGAAGCGCCCAUGUUGGUGCACUGGCCAGCGGUCUGGUCGAUGUUAACCGCCUGGACCAUGUCACCGUUUGUAGGCUUUCUUUCCGGCUACGUGCUGUAUUUUAUUUGCGGAGCUCGCUGUAUCUCCGAGGAGGUUCUGGGACUACCCUUGCUCGCUGGCGCAAUCAUCGGUACUUUAUCCAUUUUCGUGUUCACGGCAGGCCCGCCCGAUCUUCGUUUCCUCUUGAGGGACUGGAUGGCCCCCAUUGCGGCCGCAACGAGUAGUUUGGCGUUUGCAGUUGCUGCAACGGUGUUUCUGGUCAAACGGAGAGCAUUACUCGCUCCGUACGUGGACACAGUGGUGCCUCCAGGCCAGUCCCGAGUACCUCAUUCGGGACAGGACGCUUUCUCGAGUGAGUGGCAAGCGGAAUCCAGUUCGGAAGAGCCUGCUCAUAGUCGAGCGAUAGGCUUGCGGAUCUUGAUGGUUUUUACGGCAGCAGCGCUGGCGUUUGCGCAUGGAGGAAACGAUGUCAGUAACGGCAUUGCACCGCUGGUUCACAUCAUCAACUAUGCGCGACAUGAUUCAGGAGAUAGAGAAACAGUUGCAUCGGGAGCAAUCUCGCUUUCGUUAUUGGCCCUUGGCGGCGCUUCAAUUCUGUGCGGUCUAACGCUAUUUGGUUAUCGAGUCAUGCAGACAGUAGGGUAUGCUAUUGCGGAACUGGAUUUUGCAACGGGCCUUGCAGCUCAGACGGCGGCGACUCUCUGCGUAUUGGUUGCGACAACGGCUGGUAUUCCGGUCAGUACGACACAGAUUCUAGUUGCAGCCGUCGCUGGUGCUGCGUAUUCGCAGGGCAAACCGAUUCAGUAUAGAACGCUAGUUCGAAUAGUGCUCGCUUGGCUGCUCACGAUACCGCUUUCUGCGUCUAUAUCGGUGAUCGUUCCGUGGUUGUUUCAGUAG